Messenger RNA from Endocarpon pusillum Z07020, 1023 nucleotides. RefSeq lists its product as uncharacterized. Lineage: Eukaryota; Fungi; Ascomycota; Eurotiomycetes; Verrucariales; Verrucariaceae. Bases 1 to 1023 code for a protein of 340 amino acids. The record is from RefSeq and is a predicted model, not a curated record. The transcript is spliced from 5 exons.
AUGGCUUACCUUUUCGAUGAUCAAUACCAGCUCGACGAGUACCAGGGUCUUGUUGAGAACCAAAAGCCCGAGGGCGGCAGCGAAGUGGCCGUUGACGUUCUCGAGUGGCCGAGAGACAAUCCUGAUCCAAGCGAUCCAUUGUUGAAAAGCAUUGCGGUAGACCAGCUACCCAGUCUUCGACAGCCUUCUUUACGCAUAAUACUUGCUCCCUUGGAUGAGCCCAACGCGCGGACGCUGAAAGUUCUGACUUCUCUCUAUCGCCAAUUCAACGUACCGCCCUGUUUCCUGACGGAGAGGACCCAGAGCGUGACGCAUUCUUUUGGCGUGCGCGAAGACGACAGUGCCAGCUAUUCUUCGUGGUUCCAUUAUCUGUUCAAGAACGUCCAUGUCCAGCGAGACGGUGACGGUGUCCCACGCAUCCUUUCGCCACUGCGCAACCCCCAGAGCCAGUCUGAUCAAAGCUGGAAUAAAGCCGGGUUCUUCCUCCAGCAGUCUCGGCCUGACGGUCCAGUGACACUGAUAUGCUUUGGUCCUGGGAAGCCUCUGGUCCGUCGCUUGCAGCGCCUAGCUUCUCAUGCGAAAUGGCAUGAUGCCGUGGUUGAUCCAUACGGUCUAUUUGUCGUUGUCCUCAACGAACUCUUUCUCCAGAUGGAUGGCUUGGUAUGGGAGCUUAGUUCGGUCUUUGGAGCCAUGGAAUAUCACGCGCUGAACGACCUCGGCGCCACACCGGACUUUGUCGGCUUGCACAACGUGGCGAAGCAUGUCGUCUUCAUGAAAGAGGGCAUCGACGCCGCACUCGCCACCCAUCAAAGCAUGCUGCAACACCACGAACAGCGCUAUCAAAUCAAAAGCCCGAAUGCCCCCGCACCGAUUCCGAAGGCGACCCACAGCGCCCUGCAACACCAGGGCGAGCUCUUCAGAUCAAUCUCAAUCCGCCUCACGAGCCUCGAUCGCAGAAUGCAGAACAUCAUCAACCUGGCGAGUUGGACCCGCCUCACGUCUCUCGCUCUGAGCAAGAACUAA